GCACUGAUUCAAUUGAAGGCACAGUCUUAGAUAUGUCGAAAAUAAGAGACCUUCAGUUAAGUUUUGGAGCCUUUGCAAAUAUGUCCAAUCUUAGAUUGCUGAAGUUUUAUACUCCUAAGAUUUACAAAGUGUUUGUGAAUUUCUCUAAAGUACAUCUUCAGUUUGAGGAUUUUUCUAAAGUGCAUCUUCCUCAUUGUCUGAAAUAUCUUCUAGAUGAGUUGAGGUAUCUCCAUUGGGAGGGAUACCCUUUGAAAAGAUUGCCAUCAAAAUUUAAUAUAAAGAAACUUGUUGAACUUAAAUUGCCUUAUAGUAAGGUGGAGCAACUUUGGAAAGGAACUAAGGUGUGGAAUGAUUCAAUCAUUGCUAGAGCUUCCUCUACGUGUACUACUUUUAGAUGCAAGGAAUUGCAAGAAGCUCCAAUCAUUGCCAGAGCUUCCAUCACACCUAGAAGAAUUAAAUACAGAUGAACUGGAG
Molecule: messenger RNA, 474 nt
Organism: Mangifera indica (mango)
Lineage: Eukaryota; Viridiplantae; Streptophyta; Magnoliopsida; Sapindales; Anacardiaceae
Product: disease resistance-like protein DSC1
Exons: 2
Coding region: 33-467 (144 amino acids)
Biological process (GO): defense response
Source: RefSeq, a predicted model, not a curated record